GAAAAUGGCAGCGGAAAAAAGAGCAGCGCCUCACAAAGGCAUUUUAAAACACACUUCUUCUUUAGACAGACAUGAUCCACCACUUUCUCAGAUGGCUCAUCAGCUUAGCGAUGAACAUAGAAAGCAGAUGAAAUGGGAUGAAAUGAAUAUACUAGCAACAAACCACCCGCCAGACAAGGACUACGGACACAUGAAGAUUGAUGAACCACUGACUCCGUAUAGCAAAUACUCAGAUCCAGAGGAUGAAGAUAUGGAUGAACCUAGACGUGGCAGUAUUAGCAAAGAUAAUACAGAACUAGAUCCAACUUCACUGGCAGAAAAAUUAUCACAUACAGAGAAUACAACGUAUGCACUAAAAGAGGACAGCUCAGAAGAAUCAAAUAAUGAAGAAGAAUUCAUGGAUGAGCAACAGAAGGAGGAGCAUGCAAUGUUUGAGCAGAAAAGAAAACUGCACUACAAUGAGUUCCAGGCCGUACAGUUGGCGAAGCGGUUGAUGGCCGAAGAAGAAGAUGAUGAUGAUGAUGCAAACACAUCUGGAGGCAGUCAGCAGAAACACACAGUGGGAGACUCUGUUCCAAUAGACACUUGUAAUAUUGCAUUAGACGAACAUCCUUCCAUAACUACACACAACUCUUGCUGUUAUCUUUCCUAGGACUUACAUUGAAGAGCACUCAAGAAUCAUAUUAAUGAACAUAGUUUUACUCCAAGAUGCAAGACACUUCUUGUCAAAAUUGUUAUUUGGUAUGGUCUAAAUAAUAUUAAUAGCAGACAGUGGGUUACAUGGGCACAUUGUUUGUACAACAGUGUGCUGUCUUUGAUUCAUAAAGUGUCAUGUUAAGAAUAAUGUGGUUUUUAACAUGAAGAGUUAAUUUGCUAAGAGGGUAUUACUAUAAGUUUGGUUUGUGAAGACUUCAUAAUUAAUGUGUAUACUGUCUACUGGACUAAGUUAACAUUUUGGGGUUUUGUUUUUCGAUCUGACUAUGUCCAUUGUUGCUAAAUUAGCCAAUUGCAAAUUUUUAUACAAAGUGUUUAUAACAUUUAGUCUUUGGCUAACAAAAUACUCCUUAAAUUAACAAUUUUUUAUAACUUUUCAUGAAUAUAUUCUACAUAUCUGAUAAUUGGCUAAAUCAAAAUUUAUUCCUGUGUGGACCGUGUGUUUUGUAGGUUCACUGAAUUUUGACAACUUGGAAGUUGGUGUUACUUGUCGUAGUCUUCAUAAUAUUAUUAUUUUUUAAUUUAUUAUCAUUACAAAUGCCUGCAAUUGUAUUUUAGUGAACACAGUGCUCAGCAUGAAACAUGUGGUACUGACUCCCAGGGGGCAUUUUCCAAAUUAUGUCUGUGUGGAGGAUUGCUGUCGAAUUAUGCUAGAGAUAUGUUCAAAAUGGUACUGUUCAAAUAAUACAUGGUAUUCUAAAAUUGAAAUGAUGCACUCAGAAUGUUUUUGAAGCUGAUAAAAUGAUGUACGUUGUAACAGAUGAACAGUUUUCACAGAUGUGCGAGUGUUGAUGGAAUGACAGUUAACAUAGCUGAGCCGUGUGUCCAGGACAGCAUGCUUGAACCUUAAUUGGAUAUAAGCACAGAAAUACAUGUAACUUAAAAUGAACGAAUGAAAGGAGUAGCUUGAAAUAUAUGAUUGCUGCAGGUUUCCUUUCUAUCUAGAUCACUUGCUAAGACACCGAAUAGCCAUAGAUUGAAAUGUUUAUUUUGUUUAACAACAUCACUAGAGCCCAUUGAUUUAUUAAUCAUCUGCUAUUGGAUGCAUUGAUUUAUCAAUCAUAGGCUAUUGGAUGUCAAACAUUUGGCAAUUUUGACAUAUAGUCUCAGGGAGGAAACCCACAUUUUUCCAUUAUUAGCAAGGGAUAUUUUAUAUGCAAUCCCAAAGACAUGAUAGCACAUACCACAGCCUUCAAUAAACCAGUCGUGGUGCCUUGGCUGGGGAUUGUUCCUAGACUGACAGCUCAUUAGGCAAAAGCUUUACCACUGGACCUUCGUUUUCACUCAUCGUGGUGGUCAAGUGGCUUUUCAGUAAAGGGUUGUUCAUUGUUGAAUAGUUGUUUAUUGUUUAUGAUUUUCAAGACUUGCUUGUAAAACCAACAACCCAUUUGGGACCUUGAACAUUUGUUAGUUAUUGUUUAAUUUAUAAUAUAUAUAUUUUUAAUGAACCCCUUAUAGUACCAAUAACCCUAUUUGUCACGGUUUGUUAUUUGUUGUUUAUUAUUUAUAAUUUUGAUACACUGCUUGUAAUAUAUUAUAUUGUCAACAGUUUGUUGUAGUUGUAUAUGUUGUACAUUGUAAAUGUCUGUACAGAUCUUCCCAAGUCAUUCCCAUUUUGCAAUUUAUGUGUGCUAUAUGCUCCCUCCGUUGUUCCCAGCUAACAACUACAUGUACCUACAAGUUAUUAUUUUGCUUUUGUAGAUAGAUAACUAUUUAUAUCUGGCAUUUAAUUUUUUGUUUCUUUUUCUACAUUUUGUAAUAAAACAUAUAUUAUGUAACACUAACAGUGAUCAGUUUAAUUUAGUUAUGUAUAGACUUUACACUGAAUGUUUUACACAUUGAAUGAUAACUCAAAUAUACAGAAAUCAGGGCUUCUAGAAUUAAAAAACAAAAAAUCCACUAUGCAUGGGAUGAGUGAUUUUCAAAAUUAACAAACUAUGGUUAAACAUCCAGUAGCCCUACUUCUGCAUGUACAUUUUAGCUGGUGUUUUGGAUUUUGUUUUCCACUAGCCAUCAGGCAUUGUCUGAGUAAGAAUUUACUAGUCUGAUGGUACAAAACACUAGCCAUAGUAGUGAAGCUAGAAGCCCUGCCAAAACGGUCUUCACACAGACCUUCUUCACCGUAGAAUCACUUCACACAGACCUUCUUCACCGUAGAAUCACUUCACACAGACCUUCUUCACCGUAGAAUCACUUCACACAGACCUUCUUCACCGUAGAAUCACUUCACACAGACCUUCUUCACCGUAGAAUCACUUCACACAGACCUUCUUCACCGUAGAAUCACUUCACACAGACCUUCUUCACCGUAGAAUCACUUCACACAGACCUUCUUCACCGUAGAAUCACUUUUCUUCCAGUAUAAAUUCAACAUGUCUUAAAGCUGAAAUCUUCCUUCUCCACGUGAUACAUUAUUUUGGUUUGAAUAAUGCAAAAUACAAACACAAUUACAGUUCUAGGAACAUUAGACAUUUUCACUUUUAGUUUAGGUUUACAGAGUAUUCAAAAAUGUGAUGACAGACGUAUACGAAAGCAGUUGACUAUAACUUGCAGGGAUAAUUCACAUCUUUAUUAAAACUCUAGUUGUCUUUUUAUUUUGAAUUGGUACAUUACUACCUAUAAAUUAAUGUAAUAUGGUGAGACAAGAUUGUAACUUUCUUCUCUAUGACUCAUAAUUGUCUUCAUUAUGGAUUUCUAUAGUCCGCCUUGUUUAAUAUAAUCCUGUAUCGUAUGAUUGGCUCUUAUCAUAUGUUUGUACAGCUGGUGAUGUUUAAUAUAGUCAUGUGUACAGAUUUUCGAAGCUAUCUUAGCGCUACUAUAUCGUAGAACUAUCAUAGGUUGUGACACACGCCAUAGCCUACGACAGUUGUACGAUAUCGUAGUGCUAAGAUAUCUUUGAAAAUUUGGGUCCUGUAUUGUAUAUUACAUGUAUUUCUCAUUAUAGAUUUCGUACACUUGCUGAUGUUUAGAAAGGUGCUACAGUAAAAUAUUUUAGACCGAGUCUCAUGCACGUAUAUUCUGUGAUCAGUUUUAUACUGUGUGUAUAACAUGACAACUUCAAUAUAGCCUAGGCUUUAGUUAGUUACUUGAUAUAUUUACUAAUACACAAUGUAAUGAAUGCACUUCUAACUGAAUAUACUCGCUAUAUAAAUUAAUUGUGGUCUUUGUGAAAUAGCCAUUUUGUUUUACAAAUUAAUUGAUAGAUAUGUUGUCUAUGUAUAAGUAUAUAAACUUGGACAAGUUUAUUACUUUAAUUUACUUUGGAAACUUUUUUUUUUUUUAUAUAUGUUACUGAUUGUAAUACAUGUAAUAAUUGUCAAAGGAGUGUUAAUACAUCAAGACUAUUCAUUCUGAUGCCUUUGUUUACCCAUGUUUUUCUUUGAUUGUUGUUACUAUAAGCACAAAUCCACAAAUUUUGAAAUGUCACACAAAAAAAAAACGUUUUUAGAAGAUGUAGAAUCUUGAUUGGCUUAGUGAUUUUAGGGAAGAUUGCCGUAUAUGAAAGGCAGGUUAAGUGUACUUUUGAAUGUUAUGGGGGCCAUUUUUUAAUGUUGCACCCUGUCCCUAGAAAAACCUCCAUUUUGCCCCAGUAUUAUUAUGUGCUGUAGAGUUGUGGCACUAUUGAACUCCCUGAAUGCGUAAUAUCACCUUGUUCGGUAAGGCAGUUAUGGAACAGUGUCUGUGAUGCCAGAAGAUGACAGUGACUUAAGUUCUGAAUCAAGUAUUUGACCAGACAUGGACAGAAUUACCAAAUAAUUGACAUCCAAUAGCCGAUGAUUAAUAAAUCAAUGUGCUUUGGUGGUGUCGUUAAACAAAACAUACUUAUUGACCAGAACGGGGGGGGGGGGUUCAUUCCUGAGUUUAGGCCCAUACCAUGGAUGAGUGCAUAUGAACCCAUCCAUGGCAGAAAAUCGUUUAAUAACACCAUGAUUAUAGUGUUAAAAUUUUAUUUAAACCAUAUUUCGUGUAUGCAUAUGGGGGAAAAUGCAUUAGACCCAUCUGGCAUAAACAUUAUUGGGCACAGCUUAUGGAACUGUUUUGUUCUUAAAUGCAGGUGUUUAAGCAUUGUAAAUGUGUGUAGUUACAUGCAUGUAAGAAAAAAACAAGCUUCGUAAAUUUGUCCCUUAACGAUUGUGCACACAAGCCUUUCCCCCCCCCCCCCCCCCAGUGAUAAAUUCUAGAACAAUCCUGACGAUGUAAAAUAACAUAUACGUGUAUGAUUGUAUAGACAAUAAUGAAUAUUAGUACAUCUUGAAUCAUUAAAAUGUUUAAAUAUCCUUGAUGACUGCUUAAAAUGUUUGUCGAAUUGACAUAUCUCUUCCUGAUAGGUUUUUUUAUUUUUAUUAUUAUUUUAUUUUUAUCCAUCGGAUGAAGUUGGUGUAUUGGUUUAAUGUUAUCUAUAGUCAUUGUGAUAUUAAACCAUAUAGCCUGUGUAAAGUCCAUGUACUGGUGAUAUAGAAUACUGCAUGGCUUAUAAUUAGUGUCAUUUUUUAAUGAAUGAAUAUAUUUUUAAAAGGAAUUUCAACAAGUGAAAGUGAUGUAGAUGCCAUUUUUUUUUAAUGUGCGAGUUAAUAAAAAUGGUGUGAACUGAAA
Molecule: messenger RNA, 5307 nt
Organism: Gigantopelta aegis
Lineage: Eukaryota; Metazoa; Mollusca; Gastropoda; Neomphalida; Peltospiridae
Product: protein phosphatase inhibitor 2-like
Exons: 5
Coding region: 5-652 (215 amino acids)
Biological process (GO): regulation of signal transduction
Molecular function (GO): protein phosphatase inhibitor activity
Source: RefSeq, a predicted model, not a curated record